AAGGAUCCACAUUCUUCAGAUUCUCCAAAUUGUGGUUCGGUACUGCACAGCUGUGCCUCAGUGCUCGUGUUCUACCCUACAUUUUCAGACAAGCAAAGCUCAAAACUAAUCAGAAAUGCCGGAAAAUAAGGGAGAUACUUCCGGCAGUGGCACCGCCACAACGAAAAACGCUAAGAAGGCCAAUCUCUUGGAUCAUCAUUCAAUCAAGCAUAUCCUCGACGAGUCUGUCACUGAGAUCGUGACCAGUCGCGGGUACGUGGAAGAUGUGAGGAUGAGCAAUAUUAAAUUAGUGCUGGGAAUGAUCAUAAUAAUCAUCGCUCUUGUUGCUCAAUUUUAUCGCAAGAAGUUUCCCGAGAACAGAGAUUUUCUGAUUGGAUGCAUCGUAUUGUAUAUUGGGUUCAACGCACUGCUGCAUCUGAUUAUGUACACAAAGGAGAAGAAUGCGAUACUCUUUACCUAUCCUCCUGUGGGUUCCUUCAACUGCACUGGUUUAGUAGUCUCUUCUAAACUGCCGAGAUUCUCUGAUUUGUACACACUAGGCAUUGCCAGUGCAGAUCCAGAAUCAAUUUCUGCAGGAAAAUCAGUCCAAUUUACCAAAAGUGUAACUCAAUGGUUCACCAAGGAUGGAGUUCUUGUGGAGGGCCUUUUCUGGAAAGAUGUUGAUGGACUAAUAAAUGAGUAUGCAAGGGAACCCAAAAAGAACAAAUGAUUUGAAGUUUGACAAAUUUUACAGGACAAACGUGAGGACAUAAGGGAGCUGCCUGCCAAAUUUAGAUCUGAGUGGAUGUUUUGGUUGAGAUCAUAGUCUGCCUUUGCAUUGAUGGAUUUUGAAUGAGAACAGUGAACUCAAAACUUGCACCACUCUGGAACCUAACGUUGACACAUCUUGUAGGUUAUAUAGUUGAAGCAUUCGCAUCAACGCAUACUUAAAAUUUGGAAUAUUAUAUUUUCAUGCAGUCCAAUGAUUUUCCAUUUUUGACACUGCACAAA
This is a messenger RNA of Malania oleifera, 990 nucleotides long. Its product is annotated as signal peptidase complex subunit 2. NCBI's taxonomy places the organism in Eukaryota, Viridiplantae, Streptophyta, Magnoliopsida, Santalales, Ximeniaceae. The transcript has 5 exons. The record is from RefSeq and is a predicted model, not a curated record. Gene Ontology annotation, biological process: protein targeting to ER. Gene Ontology annotation, cellular component: signal peptidase complex; membrane. Bases 116 to 709 code for a protein of 197 amino acids.